This is a messenger RNA of Bactrocera tryoni, 12169 nucleotides long. Its product is annotated as dystrophin, isoforms A/C/F/G/H. The coding region runs from base 407 to 11233 and encodes 3608 amino acids. The transcript is spliced from 37 exons. Gene Ontology annotation, molecular function: protein binding; zinc ion binding. Lineage: Eukaryota; Metazoa; Arthropoda; Insecta; Diptera; Tephritidae. The record is from RefSeq and is a predicted model, not a curated record. Gene Ontology annotation, biological process: synaptic signaling. Gene Ontology annotation, cellular component: plasma membrane.
CGCGCGAAUAAACGAAGUGCAUAUUUAAAAAAUAUACUUUUUAUUUUAGUUUUUCUCUUAUUUUAUUUCAAUUGUGUUUAUUGGAAGUUAAUUCAGAAGCGCAAAGGCAGGUGAAAAUAUUCAAGUGUUUUUGGCUAAAGUGCUACAUUUAACCUCUAAUCAAAGUAGUUUAAUGUGGAGAAACGGAAGAUACAAGUGCAAGUUGUGAAAAAUAAGAAUAAAUAAUAAAACUAAAUAACAUACUUACAAACUAAUUAAGAACAAAAGUAUUAUUCAAAAAGUUUUAACCUAACCUAAAAUAAAAAAAAAAAUCAAUUUCAAUGUCUAUUAGUGUUUCACGAAUUUAAGCGAAUUUUAUGUGUUGAACGAAUAACGAAUCACCUAUAUUUGGAAUAACGAAAACGAUAUGGAUCCGGCGAUUUUAAUUGACGAACGCCAGGACAUACAAAAGAAGACCUUCACCAAAUGGAUUAACUCACAUCUGCUAAAGACCCAGUGUACACCAGUGAACGACUUGUUUGAGGAUCUGCGCGAUGGCCAUCGUUUGCUGGCGUUGCUCAGUGUACUCACUCAAUCACAGUUGAAACCGGAACGCGGUCGCAUGCGCGUACAUCACAUCAAUAAUAUUAACAAAGUAAUCCAAGUGAUACAAGAGCAUGGCGUCAAGUUGGUGAACAUAUCCAGUGAUGACAUAGUCGCUGGCAAUCCGAAAUUGACGCUCGGCUUGAUUUGGCUCAUAGCGCUCGAGUUUAACGGCCAAAAUCUGGUGAAGAGUCAGUCGAGUAAUGGCGUGGAGAAAUCACUGCUGGCAUGGGCGCGUCAAUUCACCGAACCAUAUGGGCUGCAGCUACAUGACUUCUCCAGCAGUUGGGCCGACGGUAGGGCGUUUCUCAUUGUGCUCAAUGCUCAUCUCGAGGAUAUCGAUUUGAGCGCUGCGCUCACAAAGCAUCCCCUAGCGCGUCUACGUACCGCCUUCGAUUUGGCGCACAAAUACUUUAAGAUAGAGAAAUUACUCGAUCCUGAGGACGUGCACACACACAAGCCGGACAACAAGUCGAUACAAAUGUAUGUGAUGUGUCUGUAUCAUGCCAUGGAAUCACGUCACAGCCGUGAACGAACUGAUAGCGCUGGCGAGGCAGUGUUGUUCGACGAGAAGGCGCAGGAGGCGCUACCACCGACGCGCAGCAACACCAACACAAAUAUCACCGAUCUCGACGAAGUGCCGUUGGAUAGCGCCGAGGAGGUGUUCUCUGACUUGAGCAGUACGCCGGUCAGCAGUUCGGAUCCAGUGAAGUCGACGAAGUACAGCAGCGAUACUAUGCACAGCAUUAUGGAUAUUGGCAUGGAUGAGAGCAAACCGUUAGAUUAUCUACGCAUGGCGAAUGACAAAUCGCGUCCCAUGAGCACAGCUACGAAUGCAUCCAUAGAGAUAACGAGCUAUCAAGCAGCUUUGGAAGCGGUGCUUACGCUGCUGUUGGAGGAUGAGCAGAUACUCUCACGUGAGCUGCCCGAAUCGAUUGACUUUCAAAGUGCUAAAAUACAGUUUCAUGAAAACGAGCAUUUCAUGCUGAAGCUCACCGAACAUCAGCAGUAUGUGGGCGAAGCGCUCGAAGAGGGUUCGAAUUUGAUCAACGAAUCGCAAAAGACUUCCGGUCUUACCACCGAAGAUCAGAACGAAAUACGUCAGCAGAUGGUAUUGCUCAACGAACGGUGGGAGACUUUGCGUCUGCAAGCGCUCGAUGUGCAGUCGAAGAUAUUGGCACGCCUUGCCGAAUUCCAGUCGCAACAGAUCGAAAAGUUGCGUCUCUUCCUCACCAAUAUUGAAGAUCGCAUCUCGCAUAUGACCAAUAUUGGACCGAGUUUGCCGGCGGUGCAAGAACAAAUUGCAGAAGGGCGCCAGUUGAAAGACGAUCUUUGCAAUCAGCAAGCGCUGGUUGACAGCCUUAGUAAUAUGGUGGUGAUUGUAAAUGAUGAGUCGGGAAAUUUCAAUGACCUUGAAGAUAAGUUGUCAGCGCUAGGCGAACGCUGGUCGCAUGUGUCCAAGUGGAGCGACUUGCGGAUGGAGAAGUUGCAGCAAUACAAAUGUAUCUAUCGUUGGCUAGAUGCACGUGAGCAAGACUUGAAGACAAUGGAGAGCAAAGAUGUAACCGAUCUAGGUGGCAUUACGAAGCGUAUGAACGACCUCAACUAUUGCGCCAAAGAUUUGUUGGAACUGGAGCGUUACCUCAUCGAUUUAAGACAGAUGGUGGCGGCUUCACUGCAAGAGGGCGACGAUCAAGGUGAGCGUGUGCUCAUGCAAUUAGAGAGCUUCGAGGACCGACUGGAUGCGCUUAAGCAGAUUGUUGAAGUACAAACCGACCGCAUCGAGGCGAAAGGUUUCAAGUUCGGGCGUGAUCGUGCGUCAUACGAUGACAGUCGUGUGGUGCGACCGGAUGGCUGGGUGGAUUUCCAAAUGCUAAUCAAAUUUGGUGAAGAAAACGAAGAUGUGAAUGAAGGAGAGGCAGAAGAUAUAAAUGCCGUGCAGCCGUCACCAGUGACCGUCUAUCAAGUAGUGGAAUCACCCGAGGGCAAUAAGAAACGCAAGUUACGCAGCUCGGAUAAUUUUUAUCUGCUUACGGGCCGCAUAAUGGAAGCAUGCAACUUCCUAGAAGAUUGUGAGGACCGCCUGCAGAGUGUGCAUCGUCAAAGUUUGCGCAAUCAAAGCGAAAUGCUAAUUGCACUGGAGAAGGAGGUCGCCAAACGCACGGCGCUAAGCAGCGAGCUCAAGCAACUGUACGAAGUGUGUGAGCAGGAGGAAGUCAAACGAAAUUUAAUAAUGGAAGCCACGCAAAUCAAACAAAUUGAUGAGCGCUUUGAAACACUCAAAAAGCAUAUCAUUGAGCAGAAAUCGGAGACAGCACAAAUCAUAGCCAAGGAAAAGUUCUACAACAGCCUGACUGGCUUCAAGUUGGUGCUGGCCGACUCGCGUGAUUGGUAUAAGCAGCACUCGCAGUCGGCGAGCAAGGCCGAUUUAGAACAGCGUUUAAGUCACAUGGAAUCACUGUCUGGCGAAAUCGCCGAUGCUAAAGAGAUCACAGCAACUCUGAGCGAAGACUUGCAAGAAUGGCGUCAGGAUUUCAGUAUUUUCUACGAGAGUUGGAACGACAUGAAACGCGCAAUUAUUACACUGAUACAAGAGAAGGGUGGACUAGAUGAAGUCAAUGAGCGGUUGCUGCGCUUAGAAGAUUUCAUGUCAAAAAUGUCUGGUGUUAAAGUGAUAGUCACCGAACUGCCACCAAUGCAAGCGCAGCAGAAGCAACUGAAUGAGCUCGUCGAUGAGCUGGAACAAUUGAAGGCGGACUACGAAUAUGUCUGCGAAAGACGACCAGACGCAGUGAAUACCGAGUUUGCGGAAAACUGGGCUAAAAUACCGGAAAAGCUCAACGAGCGCGUGAUCAAGCAAACGACGGCAAUUGAGAACCUUAAUCACUUCAACGCGGAGUAUAAUGCUAUAUUGAAUGUGUUGCAUAAGUUGGAGUCUAAGUUCAAGCCGGACGACAUCGAAAGCCCAGAGCAGCUCGCACAACCCGCGGUGGGAGACAGUAAUCAACUGAAUAUGGAACUUCGUAAGAUUGAGAUUGAUGUGAUAAGCGCUCGCAAUUUCAGCGAGAUACUCAUAAAGGAUGCGGAGCCAACGCAUCGCGAACAUUUGCUAUUGCAAAUUAAGGAGCUUAACGAGUUCUUUACGAAAGUGCAAGAUUUACAUAAGGGGCAGGCGUUGAAACGCACCCAAGUGCUGGACAAAGCAGAAGAAGUACUCGAACGUUUGGCAAAGACAGAAGUUUGGCUGAAUGAGCUCGAACAAAAUACGCCGAAGACGAAAAUCUCGGAAAUCAACAACUCCAAUGAGCUGUUUCAAAUUAAGAGCAAAUUUCAGACACUCAAAGAGGCCUGCGAACGCGAGUCUGUGGGCUUUCGCGAGUUGAACGACUUAGGUGGCGAGCUGCUGCUGCAAAUGGAUGAACUAAAGACCACAGGUGAGGAAGUGGACAGCAAGUACACACAGUUGCCGAAGAAAUUUACACAUCUGAGCGCGCGUUGGACUGAGGUAACAGCACUGGUGUAUGCAAAAACCGCUUUACUGGAGCAUAUAUCUACACAAUUGGGCGAGUUCAAAAAAUUCAUGGUUUCCGAGUCUGGUUAUUUGGAUCGGUUGGAGAAUAAGAUAGGCAGUACGCCAGAGAAUGCGGACGCAGAGGAGAUCAUUGAGGAGCUUGAUGAUCUCGAAAACGUGCUGCGCGCACACUCUGACGAAUGGUUGGAGAAAAUUCAAGAAAUUGGCAAUGAGCUAAUUGAACAUGAGUUUAUGGCGAGUUCGAUACGUGCCGAAAUCGAAGGUAUUGUGGAGCGUUGGACACAGCUGCAAUUACGCGCCAAGCAACGCACCGAAAUACUGGAGAAAGAGGUGAGCGAGGCCGAGCAGUCCGAGAAGUGUAUUGUACAGUUUGAGGCUUGGCUAACGCGCGUCGACGAGAUACUGACCGAACAUCUGGAGAACGAUGUUACCAUUGAGGAUCUGCCGGAUGAUUUUCAGCGUUUGGUUAAAGAGUUCGAGACGAAAAAGCAUUGUUUCAAGGAGAUCGAGGACCUCAUAGCGGAGCACACACGCAAUGGCAAGAUUGAAGCCGCCAAUCGACUGCAAGAGAAGCUUAAUCUAACCGAACUGCGCUUUAAGUCUUGCCAGCUAAAGUUAAACAAGUGCACAGCACCGCAACCCGCGUACGAAUCCCGUUUAAAUCGCGCUGUGGCGGAGCUGCGUGCAGUCGAACAUUCCACGCUGGUGUUGGAUGUAGCGUCGGCAGGGCCCAGCACCGUUCAGGCGCAGUACCAGAAAUGUGUGCAAAUCUACCGCACGCUCUCCGAAAUCAAGCCAGAGAUCGAGAGCACUAUCAAGACCGGACGCAAGGUGUGCGAGGACAAAUUCACACGUUCGCCGAAACAGUUGAGUCAACGCAUCGACGCGUUAAAGCAUCUCUACAACGCACUCGGUGAGAAUGUCACACAAUCGAAAGCUUUCCUCGAAACCUUGCUGAAGUUGGCGCACGAACUGGAUGAAUGUUUCGAACAUGCUGAUCAGCUGAUACGACGUUUCGAAUCACCGCAAGAGAUGCAAGAUCGCAAUUCGGGUUUCCUGGAAUUCGAGGAUCUGCUGCAGCGCUGUGAAGAACUGUAUGAAGAGUACAACAAGUCAUGCGAUCAAACUUGUAUGGAGGACACACGUCAGAAGAUCGACGAGCUAAAGACGAUCUACAUGAAGCUGACCAGCGCAGAUGUGAUUAAACGCUUGACCGAGAUGAAGUCGACACUGCAGAACUUGGACAAUAUAUCGCCGGAGACAUUAAAAGCCAUGGAGCACGAGUUGAAGCAAAUAAACACGCCCUCGAAUCCGGAUAUAGAAAAGUUGCAACAACAAGUAAUCGCAAUUGUUGUGGAUGCUUUAAAAACGCGUUUUAAUGUAAAUUCCGAGCUGGCAGCACUCUUACCAAUACCACCAUCAACUGCACAAAACAAAAGUGCACUCGAAAAUACAGACUCCGAUGUUGAAAUUGUUGUAUUGAGCAAUACGGUACGUCAGCGUCGCGCACGUACACCUGGCAUAAAUGACUCACAAAACGCUGGCGAUUCACCGACCAAACAUGAGCGGUCACAACCAAUGCAGACGGCAGUUGAAUUGCCGCCAGCAAAGGAUGUCUCCGCAGAGCAGGCGAUGGUUACACAAGUCUUACCCGAUGUCUUGCCGCCACAAACAUUCCGUUUAGCAGAAUCCAGCACGCUGUUCUCACACAUCUCGACAGCCACACCAAUCGAAACGUCAGACAACGCGCCCGCUAAGCCACCAAAACGUAAAAGCCGUAAGGGUGAACAACACGCCAAAGUCGUGGAGGUACGCGAACGAAAUUUGCCACACGACAAAAUGUCAGUACAGAAUAUUGAAUUCGAGCCACAGGUCGGUGAGAUCGUAGACACCGUAAAUAUUUUAGAGAGUGUAGAGCCUUUUGUACCCGAAUAUGUAGAGACGGUACAAAUUGUCGAUCUCUCUGAAGAUUCCGAUUCUUCGAUGCGUGUUGACGCGGACGGCAAAGAAAUACAACGCAGCAAAAGCAAACGUUCGCUUUGUGAGUCACCGAAGCCACCACUCUCUCCGCUAUUGGAUGACGUAGAAUUGCGCGGUGCGGUGCCACUCAACACAAGCACACCGUUCCUGCGUGUGGAGAAGCAACGCAUCUCGUUCGAUGAGAAGCGCAAACGCAUUGAGAAAGAGCGCGAUAUAUUACGCGACUCGGAAGAGGAUGAAGACGAACGGCCGGCUAAAGAGCACGAGUCGUCUAAUAAUUCUCCAACGAAACAACCGAAGCGUUGGCGUCAGCUUACGCUCGCUUUGGACGAAGAGCAAUCGCCCAAGAAGGCGAAGGCUCAGGAUGUAUCAGAGGGCGCGCUGGAUUCACCUGUGCGCAACAGUUUUUAUAGUGCUGACAAAGAGGCAGGUUACGAUUUGGAACCUUUGGUUUUCUCCGAUGAUGAGGAUAUACCGAGAUUCUCGCUAGAAAUGACACCAACAUUUGAUUCCGAUAGUGAUACGAGUCGCAUUGAGACACCCGGUGCUAAGAAACCCAAUUUCUUUGAAAGCAAAAUUCUGCCCACCUCUCCGUCUUUGGACGAUUCAAAUAUCACUUUGAAGAGCCCUUACUCCGAGAGCCCGCUCAGUUUUCGAGACAACGCGCCCCUGGAUCAACGUGUGCAAACUUUCGACAAAAUGGCCAAGUAUAUGAUACGCAAAAUGGAGGCGACCAAGGACAAGAUCGAAAAGUGUAACGAGGGAGAGGUCGCUAUUGAGGACUUGAAACUUUUAAUUGCGCCCGAUGCCGCCACUUUGAUCUCACAAGGUGAUUCCUUGGUCCUGGAAACUCACGGAAAACAGGGUAAUCUUUCGCGCUUAGUUAUGAAAACGCAAAUCAUUCUACGUGAAAAGUUCCGUGAAGUGCAGCAAGCCAAGUCCAAGGUGCCCGGUGUGCCACAACCGAUCGACGGCAGCAAUACGCCCAGUCCGCGUUCCACACUCGAAAAGCUGAACAUCGAUUUGGAGGAACUCGUCACAAAAGGUCUCAAGCGGAUAAAUGAUCUGAUUGAAAAGCCAUACGAUAAAGCAUCCAUUGAGGCGCUACAGCGCCGCCUAGAGGAGAUUAGCGAUCGUCGCGACGACUUGAAAUUGAUCGUGAACAAAAUUGGCAAAAGUGAAGAGCGCCCUAAGGUGACUGCUACAAUGAUGGCUGAUAUAGAAAAGUCCAAGAACAACCUACAAUUACACGCCGAUGCCGUGGAGCUUUCGCUGACCGAAUUGAAACAGAUCAAUAAAUUGUCAGCACGCAACGGCGAUGAUAAAGAUUAUAACGACGAGGCGAGUGGCACCGGAGUAUUGGCUGGAAGUUUCGAUAAAUCCGUAUUGCAAAUAUCGGAUUGGCUGACGUGGGAGCAAAACAUGAUAAAAAUACAAAGUGUUGCCGUAGACGAUGUGGACGCGGUGCGGUUGGCCAUCGAGAAGCAGGAGAAAGUUUUACGCGAGUUGAAAAUGAAAAAGCCGCAACUCAAUGAAUUGGUUCACACGGCUGAAGUGCUGAAGGGCGACGUUAAGCGGCAACAGUUGCAGGAAAAAGUUACACGCUUACGCGAACACUGGGAUGACACGUCGCAGUGUGUUAUGCAGCGCGCCGCCCAACUGAAGAACAUGCUCGGCGAUUCACAGCGCUAUGAAACCAAGCGCUUGGAGCUGGAAAAGUGGCUGGCACGCAUGGAGGCACGCGCCGAACGUAUGGGCAGUGUCGCGACCACCGCCGAUGUUUUGGAAGCGCAACAAAAGGAGCAAAAGUCCUUCCACGCCGAGUUGCAUCAGAAUAAGCAACAAUUUGAGCUCUUCAACGCUUUGACGCAAAAAUUGAUUGCUGUUUAUCCAUCAGAUGACACUACGCGCAUCAAAAAGAUGACGGAGGCUAUUAAUCAAAGAUAUUCUAACCUAAACAAUGGCGUCAUCAAUCGUGGCAAGCAAUUACACGCCGCUGUGCACAGUCUUCAGUCGUUCGAUCGCGCCAUGGAUCAAUUCCUCGCCUUUCUCUCCGAGUCCGAAUCACUUUGCGAGAGCGCCGAAGCUGAAAUCGAUCGCAAUCCGCUCAUGUUUAAGGAUUUACAAUCGGAAAUUGAAACUCAUCGUGUCGUUUAUGAUCGUCUCGAUGGCACCGGCCGCAAACUGCUGGGUUCACUCACCUCGCAAGAAGAUGCCGUUAUGCUGCAGCGUCGGCUGGAUGAAAUGAAUCAGCGUUGGAAUAAUCUGAAGUCGAAGAGCAUCGCCAUCAGAAACCGUUUGGAGUCGAAUUCGGAGCAUUGGAAUGCGUUGCUGUUGUCGCUGCGCGAACUCACCGAAUGGGUUAUACGCAAGGAUACCGAGCAGUCGUCGCUGAGCGUUGGUCCGUUGAUGGGCGACGCAGCGAGUCUACAAAAACAAUUGGACGAUCAUAAGGCUUUCAGACGUCAACUGGAGGACAAACGUCCCAUUGUCGAAAGCAAUUUAUUGAGUGGACGACAAUAUAUUUCGAGUGAGCCACCUGUGUCGGACAACAGCGAUACGGAAGCAGCACACGACAGCGAUUCGCGUUAUUUGAGCGCCGAGGAGCAGAGCCGCGAGCUGACGCGCAGCAUACGCCGUGAGGUUGGCAAACUUUCGGAGCAAUGGAACAACCUAAUCGAUCGCUCUGACAACUGGAAGCAUCGCCUGGACGAGUACAUGACGAAAAUGCGUCAAUUCCAAAAGACGCUCGAGGAUUUGAGUUCGCGCGUCGCCUCGGCCGAAGCCACGAAAGUAUCAUGGUUGCCACCCGUCUCCGCACAGGAGGCCACCGAGCAAAUGCAACAUUUGCAACGUUUGCGCGACAAAAUGACCACCGCCGGUGCGCUGUUGGACGAUUGCAACGAGCAGCAGGCAUUCUUCACCGCCAAUCAAGUGUUGGUGCCCGCCAUGUGCCUAUCACGGCUGGAAGAUUUGAACACAAGAAUGAAACUUCUACAAAUUGCAAUGGAUGAACGGCAAAAGAUACUUUGCAACGCUGGUGCUAAUCAAGCUUUGGAGAAUGGCGAAGAUGGACGUACAACAUCGAAUAGUGGCACAAUUGGGCCAUUACCUAACCUAGGUCAAAGCGUAAAGCCACCCUGGGAACGAGCAACGACAGCAGCCAAUGUGCCUUACUACAUUGAUCACGAGCGCGAAACCACUCACUGGGAUCAUCCAGAAAUGAUUGAAUUGAUGAAAAGUUUGGCUGAUCUUAAUGAAAUCCGUUUCUCCGCCUAUCGCACAGCAAUGAAGUUACGUGCCGUGCAAAAGCGUUUGGCGCUGGAUCGCAUACCCAUGUCCACUGCCAUCGAAUCGUUCGAUCGCCAUGCGUUGCGCGCACAAAACGACAAGCUCAUCGACAUACCCGACAUGACGACCGUCUUGCAUUCGCUCUAUGUGACAAUCGAUAAAAUUGACUUGACUUUAAUGUUGGAUUUGGCCAUAAACUGGAUACUAAAUGUUUACGACUCGCAGCGCACCGGACAGAUACGUGUGCUGAGCUUUAAGGUUGGCUUGAUUUUGCUCUGCAAGGGUCAUCUCGAGGAGAAAUAUCGCUACUUAUUCCGUUUGAUUGCCGACCCGGAGCGCAAAGUCGACCAAAGAAAAUUGGGCUUGCUGCUGCAUGACUGCAUACAGGUUCCACGCCAGCUGGGCGAAGUGGCCGCUUUCGGCGGCUCCAACAUCGAGCCUUCGGUGCGCUCAUGCCUCGAACGCGCUGGCAUCUCGCAGGAAGCCAUUGACGCCAAUCAGGAAAUUGCCAUUGAACAAUCACACUUCCUCGGCUGGUUGCAACACGAGCCGCAGAGUUUAGUAUGGAUGCCGGUGUUACAUCGUCUGGCGGCUGCCGAAACGGCCAAACAUCAGGCAAAAUGUAACAUUUGUAAGGAGUAUCCGAUAAUUGGUUUCCGUUAUCGCUGCCUCAAGUGCUUCAAUUUCGAUAUGUGCCAAAAGUGUUUCUUCUUCGGACGCAAUGCCAAAAAUCACAAAUUGAGUCAUCCAAUGCACGAGUAUUGCACAACGACCACUUCAACAGAAGACGUUCGCGAUUUCACACGCGCUUUGAAGAACAAAUUCAAGAGUCGCAAAUACUUCAAAAAGCAUCCACGUGUCGGCUAUUUGCCGGUACAAAGCGUGCUCGAGGGUGAUGCAUUAGAGAGUCCCGCACCGAGCCCACAACACACCACACACACGCUACAAAACGAUAUGCACUCACGGCUCGAAAUGUACGCUUCCCGUUUGGCGCAAGUUGAAUAUUGUACCGGUUCAAAUUCAACGCCCGACAGCGACGACGAACAUCAACUGAUCGCCCAAUACUGUCAGGCAUUGCCGACAAAUAACGGUAGCGGCCCCAAAUCGCCAGUUCAAGUAAUGGCAGCCAUGGAUGCAGAGCAACGUGAAGAGCUGGAAGCGAUUAUACGCGACCUGGAAGAGGAGAAUGCCAAUUUACAAGCGGAAUAUCAGCAGUUGUGCAGCAAACAGAACAGCACCACACCCGACGCGGAUGGUGGCAUGCAGCACUCAACGUCCGCCAUGGGUGGACUGGCUGCUGGAGCUAAUGCCGGAGGUCAAGGUGAACAUGGACAGGAUAUGAUUGCCGAGGCGAAACUGCUACGCCAACAUAAGGGUCGUCUUGAGGCGCGCAUGCAAAUACUGGAAGAUCACAAUCGCCAACUGGAAGCACAAUUGCAACGACUGCGCCAAUUGUUAGACGAGCCGAAUAGUGGCGCGGUGAGUGCCGCCGGCUCUGCGUUGAAUUCCAAGCCGAACACGUUGCAAACACGCUCCGUGACCGCAUCUCAGCUGAAUACCGACUCGCCGGCGAAAAUGAAUCAACAGAAUGGCCAUUAUGAGCAAAACACAACCGCUGAAAUAGGACGCGCCGUGGAAGAGCUGGUUACAGUCAUAACCGAGGAGAUGAUCGAACAAACACAGAGUCAAGAAAACGAUCGCGACGCCUUGGACGAUGAGGAUGAGGACAGUGAAAGUGUGGCCACAGCGAUAACUGCUAAAACAAUCAUAAAACCAUUAACGGCAACAACGAAAACCAAAACCAACGUAACAACCACCAAUAGCACAACUGCAACGAUACUAAACUAGAGCUAGAGCUAGAGCUAACGGAAAAAUAAAAUGUAAAGCGAUAAAAAGAGGAACUCUAAAUGAUGUAUGAUUAAACGUUAACAUGAAAAAAAAUUUGGUAGUGAGUGAGGAAAUUGUGUGAAGCGUAAAGGAGAUGAAGGCAAACGUGAAAACUGAAGCAGCACAAAUUGGAAGAGUCAGUCAAAAAAUGCUGAAAACAAUUUAAGAACGGAGGAGAGCUACUCACGGUAGCUGGGUGAAACGGAGACCCCGCUCUGUUCAUAUCUAAAUAUACACCUGCGUUAUAUUGAUAUAUCAUUGCAAUGAAGCUAACUUCUUGCUUAGUGUAAACAAAAAAAAAUUUUAAAAACGCAAUUGUUUAAAUAAAUAUAAUUAAAUUUAGCUACAAAUACAUAUAUAUACUUAAUAUGAUAUACAUACAUAUGAAUAUAGCGAAAAAACGGAGAAUCAGUUAUCAAAUGCAUACAUACAAAUAAAAAGCUAUAAAUUCGAAAAAAUUAGCGAAAAAAAGAAAAAUUGCGGCAAAUUUUAAUUGCGUUUAAGUUAGCUCGUUAAUUAACACAAUCGAAUUACGCUGCUGAUUAAUUAAUAACAAUGAUUGAUUGAUUAAUUUGCAAUGAAAGCUAACAAAAAGCUCCACACAAAUUCGGCGAUUGUUUGCUGUCGAACUUGUUGCGGAGAAAAAGCGCUGGAGCAGAGCGUAAAGCGAAGCAUGUAAAAGAAAAUUAAAGGAAAAUGAAACAAAUUUAAAGGGAAAUUAAGCAAAUUGAAAGAAAAAAUUGGCUCCAUCAAUAAGCAACAACAAUCUGUGCAAAUUUUCCAAGAAAGCUUUCACAAAUAUUGUAAUUUCCAUGAAAUAGAAAUUAUGUAUAUUUUAAUGUUACUUUUUUUAUUUAAAACGAAAUGUUGUAGUUGUAAAAUAAUUUCCAUUUAAUU